AUGGCUACCGGUAACCAAAUGGAGUUUAACAAUCUCGGCAAGUCCGGCCUGAAGAUCUCUAAGAUCAUCCUGGGUGCCAUGUCCUACGGUACCAGCAAGUGGCAGGACUGGGUUCUGGACGAGGGCAAGGCUCUCCCGCUGCUGGAGCAUGCCUACAACGUCGGCAUCAACACCUGGGAUACGGCUGACGUCUACUCGCACGGCAAGUCCGAGGAGAUCAUCGGCAAGGCCCUGAAGAAGUACAACAUCCCGCGUCACCGCGUGGUCAUCAUGACCAAGUGCUUCUACGGCGUCGACGACGAGGGCGGUCUGCCGCCGAUUGCGGCGUCGGCCCGCAACGACGGCUACUUCGUCAACCGCGUCGGCCUCUCGCGCAAGCACAUCUUUGACGCCGUGGACGCGAGCGUCCAGCGUCUCGGCACCUACAUCGACGUGCUGCAGAUCCACCGGCUGGACCGCGAGACGCCCCGCGAGGAGAUCAUGAAGGCCCUCAACGAUGUCGUCGAGAGCGGCAAGGUCCGCUACAUCGGCGCGAGCUCCAUGGCCGCCUGGGAGUUCCAGUCCCUCCAGAACAUCGCCGCCCGCAACGGCUGGCACCAGUUCAUCUCCAUGCAGAACUACCACAGUCUGCUGGGCCGCGAGGAAGAGCGCGAGAUGAUCCCCUACUGUCUCGAUGCCGGCAUCGGUCUGAUCCCCUGGUCGCCCAUGGCUCGUGGCGUGCUGGCGCGGCCGUGGGGCUCGCGCUCGACGACCCGCGAGGCCACCGACGGCGCGCUGAAGGUGCUCGUGCGCAGCCGCGAGACCGAAGCGGACAAGGCCAUCGUCGACCGCGUCGAGGAGAUCGCCAAAAAGAAGGGCAUCACCAUGGCCCAGGUGGCCAUUGCCUGGUCGCUCAGCCACCCCAUGGAGAACCCCAUCCUGGGUCUGAGCAACAAGGAGCGCAUCGACGAGGCGGUCGCGGCGAUUAAGGUGAAGCUCACGGAGGAAGAAAUCAAGUACCUCGAGGAGCCUUAUAUCCCUAAGGCUGUGUCUCCCCUGGAGCGGUAA
Messenger RNA from Aspergillus terreus NIH2624, 1047 nucleotides. Its product is annotated as aldo/keto reductase. Bases 1 to 1047 code for a protein of 348 amino acids. NCBI's taxonomy places the organism in Eukaryota, Fungi, Ascomycota, Eurotiomycetes, Eurotiales, Aspergillaceae. The transcript is spliced from 4 exons. The record is from RefSeq and is a predicted model, not a curated record.